AUGGCACCAGCCGCAGUACAGCUGCCUGAGCAAGAGGUAGCUCGAGAAGCGCGCGCUGCACUUGCUACAUUGACAGCGCCGUACGACGACACCCUUCGGUUCUACUUGAACGGAACCAAGGUUACAUUGGACUCGGUAGAUCCGGAGGCAACACUCUUGGAGUAUCUUCGAGGCAUCGGUUUGACGGGAACAAAACUGGGAUGUGCUGAAGGGGGGUGUGGCGCUUGCACUGUGGUCGUUUCGUACUUGAAUCCGACAACAAAAAAGAUAUACCACGCGUCUGUGAAUGCUUGUCUUGCACCGCUAGUCAGUGUGGAUGGCAAGCAUGUCAUUACUGUCGAGGGCAUUGGCGACGUCAAGAAUCCUCACCCAGUCCAACAGAGAAUAGCCGUCGGAAAUGGGAGUCAAUGCGGCUUUUGUACACCUGGAAUUGUUAUGAGCUUGUAUGCUCUGCUUCGCAAUAAUCCUAGCCCUUCGGAGAACGACGUGGAAGAAGCGUUUGACGGGAACCUCUGCCGAUGCACCGGAUACCGUUCAAUUUUAGAUGCAGCGCAGUCCUUCUCCAAUCCAAAUUGCUGCCAAUUACGCAGAAGUGGAGGCUGCUGUAUGGACAAUGGCUCCAGUAAUUGCCAAAGUGAUGGAGGAAGGGGCAACAUUGACUCUGCAUUGAACAAGUCAUUUACUUCGCCCGAAUUCAUCCCUUAUUCUCCAGACACACAAUUAAUCUUUCCACCUGCGCUCCACAAACAUAAAUUUCGCCCUUUGGCAUUUGGAAAUAAGAGAAAACGUUGGUACCGGCCUGUGUCUUUACAACAACUUCUCGAGAUCAAGGAUAUAUGCCCCGAUGCCAAAAUCAUCGGAGGAAGUACCGAGACCCAAAUCGAAAUUAAAUUCAAGGCUAUGGAAUACUCUGAUUCAGUGUACGUGGGAGAUAUAACGGAACUAAGGCAGUAUUCUCUCACAAACGGCUAUCUCGAAUUAGGAGGGAACGUUUCCCUGACUGAUCUCGAGGAUAUCUGCGAUGAAGCGGUUAAGCGCUUUGGACCCGUCAAGGGACAGCCAUUCGUUGCUAUUAAGAAGCAGAUUCACUAUUUUGCCGGGCGGCAGAUACGAAAUGUCGCUUCCCCUGCGGGAAACAUUGCCACUGCUUCUCCUAUCUCAGAUCUAAACCCUGUCUUUGUAGCCACAGGAACUACCUUGAUGGCACAAUCUCUGAAUAACCAACGUGACAUACCCAUGGUUUACGGCGGUAUGGCGCCGCUGACUAUGCCAGCACGCAAAGCUGAAGCGUUUUUGAUCGGCAAAAAGUGGAAUGAUCCCGCUACUCUUGAAGGUGCGAUGGAUUCCCUAGAAAAGGAUUUCAAUCUCCCAUCCUCUGUCCUGGGAGGGAUGCCAACAUAUCGAAAAACGCUUGCUUUUGGAUUCUUUUAUAGAUUCUACCAUGAUGUUUGCUUGGACCUUCAAAAUGAGGAGGCGUUGGGCGAUGUGGAUGCUGUUCCCGAAAUCGAGAGAGUAAUCUCUACGGGUCAGAAGGACCAUGAUGCUGCAAUUGCCUAUCAACAGAACAUUUUGGGAAAAGAGACUCCUCACAUCUCAGCCUUGAAGCAUACCACCGGAACGGCCCAGUACACAGACGAUAUCCCAACACAGAAGAACGAGUUGUUUGGCUGUCUUGUUCUCUCAAGAAAGGCACACGCGAAGAUUUUGUCUGUUGAUUUUGGCCCAGCGUUGGAUAUACCUGGAGUAGUGGACUUUGUGGACCACCGAGAUUUGCCUAACCCAGAAGCCAACUGGUGGGGACAGCCGCGAUCAGAUGAGGUUUUCUUUGCUGUCAACGAAGUACUUACUGCAGGGCAACCGAUUGGAAUGGUCCUUGCAACUUCCCCACGACGGGCGGAGGAGGGUUCCAGGGCAGUAAAGGUUGAAUAUGAAGAACUGCCCCCGAUUUUGAGCAUUGAGCAAGCCAUUGAAAUGAAAUCAUUCUAUGAUCAUCACAAACCAUACAUAAAGAAAGGAGACACUGAAGCCGCUUUUGCAAGAGCUGAUAAAGUGUUCAGUGGUGUAUCCAGGAUGGGAGGUCAAGAACAUUUUUAUCUGGAAACCCAAGCUUGUGUGGCUAUUCCGAAGCCUGAAGAUGGAGAAAUGGAGAUUUGGAGCAGUACUCAAAACCCUACAGAAACCCAGGCAUAUGUCGCCAAAGUCACGGGUGUAGCAGCUAAUAAGAUUGUGUCCCGAGUCAAACGACUUGGCGGAGGGUUUGGCGGCAAAGAGUCGAGGUCAGUUCAGCUGGCUUGUAUUUGCGCGGUAGCUGCAAAGAAAAUGGCAAGGCCUGUUCGCUGCAUGCUUAAUCGGGACGAAGACAUGGUUACGAGCGGGCAACGUCACCCUUUCCUGUGUUACUGGAAGGUUGGCGUGACGCGGGAAGGGAGGCUACUGGCCCUAGAUGCCGAUGUCUAUGCCAACGCCGGUUAUUCCCAGGACCUUUCUGCCGCUGUGGUCGAUAGAGCCUUGUCGCAUAUAGACGGGGUCUAUAAUAUUUCGAAUGUUUAUGUUCGAGGCCAUCUAUGUCGCACCAACACAAUGUCCAACACGGCUUUCAGAGGCUUCGGUGGUCCCCAGGGCCUGUUCUUUGCUGAGUGCUUCGUAUCAGAGAUCGCCGAUCAUUUGGAUAUUCCGGUAGAGCAAAUUCGGGAAAUUAACAUGUACCAGCCGAACGAAACGACGCAUUUUAACCAAGAAUUGAAAGACUGGCAUGUUCCUUUGAUGUACCAGCAGGUUCUCCAGGAGUCAGACUACGCCUCGAGACGCGAAGCGAUUGCAGAAUAUAACAGGUCCCAUAAAUGGUCUAAGAGGGGCCUGGCCAUCAUUCCAACAAAGUUUGGUAUCUCAUUCACAGCAACGUUUCUAAAUCAAGCUGGAGCAUUAGUGCACCUCUAUCGAGAUGGCAGUGUUUUAGUUGCACAUGGUGGAACGGAAAUGGGGCAGGGGCUCCAUACUAAGCUUGUGAUGAUAGCAGCAGAGGCACUCAAAAUCCCCCAGUCGGAUGUCCAUAUAUCCGAGACAGCAACAAACACUGUAGCGAAUACUUCACCUACAGCAGCUUCGGCAAGUUCAGACCUGAAUGGUUAUGCCGUUUUUAAUGCCUGCCAGCAACUCAAUGACCGCCUCCAGCCUUACAGAGAAAAAAUGCCUAACGCAUCAAUGAAAGAACUGGUGGAUGCGGCAUAUCACGACCGUGUCAAUCUAUCUGCGAAUGGAUUUUACAAAACUCCAGAUAUUGGGUAUAAAUGGGGCGAGAAUACGGGACAGAUGUUCUAUUACUUCACCCAGGGAGUAACAGCUGCAGAGGUUCAAAUUGACACUCUAACUGGUGACUGGACUCCUCUUCGAGCCGACAUCAAAAUGGAUGUCGGACGGAGUAUCAAUCCAGCAAUUGACUAUGGGCAAAUCGAAGGCGCUUUCAUCCAGGGCCAGGGACUUUUCACGACGGAGGAGAGCCUUUGGCAUCGUGCGUCGGGUCAGCUCUUCACUCGGGGUCCCGGUACGUAUAAAAUCCCGGGAUUUCGAGAUAUACCACAGAUUUUCAAUGUGAGCUUGUUGAAGGAUGUGGAAUGGGAGAAUCUGCGCACCAUCCAACGCUCUCGGGGCGUUGGGGAGCCGCCUCUGUUCAUGGGAAGUGCGGUGUUUUUUGCGAUUCGGGAUGCGCUCAAGGCGGCCAGGAAACAGUGGGGUGUGGAUGGUGUUUUGAGCUUGCAGAGUCCGGCCACACCGGAAAGAAUACGGACCAGUUGUUGUGAUCCGCUGGUGGAGAGAGGGAGAGUGAAGAACGAGGGCGAUGGCUUUUUCAUUGCUAUCUAA
This is a messenger RNA of Uncinocarpus reesii 1704, 3858 nucleotides long. RefSeq names its product xanthine dehydrogenase. Gene Ontology annotation, molecular function: FAD binding; iron ion binding; oxidoreductase activity. The record is from RefSeq and is a predicted model, not a curated record. Bases 1 to 3858 code for a protein of 1285 amino acids. NCBI's taxonomy places the organism in Eukaryota, Fungi, Ascomycota, Eurotiomycetes, Onygenales, Onygenaceae. The transcript is spliced from 5 exons.